This is a messenger RNA of Homarus americanus (American lobster), 648 nucleotides long. RefSeq names its product basic salivary proline-rich protein 2-like. The record is from RefSeq and is a predicted model, not a curated record. The coding region runs from base 1 to 648 and encodes 215 amino acids. Lineage: Eukaryota; Metazoa; Arthropoda; Malacostraca; Decapoda; Nephropidae. The transcript is spliced from 2 exons.
AUGGAUGUGUUUCACUGUGUUGAUUUACUGCCUGGUGGAGCCCUCAGGGAGGUGGAGCCCUGUGGAGGACCCCCAGGGGAGGGAGCCGUCAGUUGUGGAGCCCCAGGGGGUGUGGAGCCUCAGGAGGUGGGAGCCCUCAGGGGUGGUGUGGAGCUCAGGGGGCGGUGGGAGCCUCUAGGGGUGGAGCCUCCUGGGGGUGUGAGCCCUGUGUGGAGCCCCCAGGUGGAGCCCUCAGGGGGUGUGGAGCCUCAGGGGGUGGAGCCCUCAGGGGGUGGAGCCUCAGGGGUGGAGCCCAGGGGUGAGCCCCAGGGGGGUGUGGAGCCUCAGGGGGUGUGGAGCCCCCAGGUGUGGAGCCCUCAGGUGGAGCCCCAGGGAGCGUGGGAACCUCAGGGGGGUGGAGCCCCUCAGGGGUGUGGGCCACGGGGUGUGGAGCCUGGGGGAGUCCCCAGGGGGCUUGGAGCCCUCAGGGGCGUGGAGCCCCUCAAGGUGGAGCCCUCAGGGGUGGAGCCCCCAGGGGGUGGAGCCUCAGGGGUGGAGGCCUCAGGGAGUGGAGCCCCAGGGGUGGAGCCCUGUGGAGCCCUCAGGGGUGUGAGCCCCCAGGGGGUGGAGCCCUCAGGGGGUGGAGCCCUCAGGGGGGUGGAGCCCUAG